Messenger RNA from Porites lobata, 43993 nucleotides. The record is from the annotation of a GenBank genome assembly. Lineage: Eukaryota; Metazoa; Cnidaria; Anthozoa; Scleractinia; Poritidae.
AUGCCUUUUUUCCUUUUAGAGAUGUUAAUCCUUGGUCACUGGCUGCUAGAUGGAAAGGAUCAAAAUAUAACGUUAGUCAUGUAAAUUGCUUUUUUAAAAUAUAGCAGGCAGGGAGCUUGUAAAUAGGAGCAAAUGGAAAUCAAAGAAGGCUGACUUCGUUCAACCGAAGACCAUUCUUCCUUGUCAUUCUUACAUGAUGUUUCUUAGUUUACUGGCUUAAGUCCUCCGCCUAAUUUUUCAUAACCAGCUGGCAUGGGUCCGCGUUCAGGACAUAAAUAUACCGUUAACGAUAUGGCACUUAUGUUCCAGGUUAUCGAAGGCUGUUAUUCACCUCGGCCUUCGGCUUUGGUGGGUAACAUUCCCCUCGAUCUGCAUAACUCUUCACAUCAUACGAAAGGCGAAUUCAAUGAUUGUUAAAUAUACAGCCCGCCAAAUGCGGUAUAUAUCUUCUAAUUAAUUUUUCCUUUAAUGUAGCUUUAGCAAAUCACUGGAUUUUGUCGAAGGAUGGUGUUCAGGUAGCGCCGCUCCUCGUUUUGUUCAACAGUCAUUCGCUACUGCCCCAGCAGUUCAUCUUAACGGCAGGAGUUUUACCAUUUGCUGCUGGAUAAAACAAAUGCGGUUAUUAUUUGGAGAACAGACGAUCUAUAGCGAUUGGCAUGAUCCAUGGCAGUUUCAGCUUACCAUCGUUGGUGAUCAGCUGAGAUUUGCGCGCCAUAGCCACGGCAUUAUUGAAUGGUGGUACUUUAAAAGUACGAAACUUUCAUUUAGUACCUGGACGCACCUUGCAGUCACCUGGAACCACGUGACAGGUAAUGUCUACCUUUACGCUAACGGCAUCAUAGUGGGUAGCAGAUCGUUUACCCCUGGGACUAAGUUUUACCCACUUACGGGCAACCCUUACAAGAUUGCCAACGACGGUCACAAAGAAGAUCACCAGUUCGACGGAUCAGUGAUGGACUUGUAUGUUUUUGGCACCGCUCUGUCCCGUGAUGAAAUUGCCAAAGUAAGAGGUAGGUAAGAAAGUUCAAGUCUUGAAAGACAUUUGAAACUCUCAAAGAGCUUUCAAUUCUAUCUCUGUUUGCCCAAAAACAUUUGAUUUCAAUUACGAAAGUAAUUAAAUCACAGGUAACCCAGGCUCACUGUUUGUGUCAUGUAAAGGUUUCAUAACAUGAGUGAAUAUAGAUAACAUAUGGGGCGACGUUAGUUUGCUAGAAAAUGGAAAUAAAAAUCGAUGAAACUUACCACGUGGCGAGUUGUUGUCCUUAAAGGAGCUGUGUCACAAAAUUCAGCCAAAUUAGCAAAUUAAAAAAUGCCCCUUAAAUUAAGAGAAACAUGAAAAUAGCCGCUUAAAACUUUAAAAGAAGGUUAAAAUAACACAACAGAAACCACAGAUGUCACGGAUGGGAAAAACGGAAGAAGAUUGAAACGGAUUGAAAUUAGAAUUUUUUUAAAACUGUUCAGCCUAACAGUCAGUUUCAACGUUGAUCCCUGCUGCUUGCAACUUCAAAAAUAAUGCUCAGGAGACAUAUUUGUUUGUCUCGGGUCUCUGAUUUUGUCAUUUACAUGUUAUUUCUUUCCUUACAUUAGGUUCCAUAGCGACUGAGGGCGAGUAAUUGGCAAAAUUAAACAAAAUGAUCUAGACUGCCGUGACACAGCCCCUUUAAUACGCACACGAAGUUUCGACAAAAGUAGUUUGCUUCAUCUUUCCUACAUAGUAUAGUGGCAACUUGGGAGGUUGACGGCAGCGUCGCGGCUCCGAUCGACCCUAAACUAGCACGAUUUUUUUUUCGCGAAAAUCGAAUCCAGCCGCUGAAUAGAGACGCCAGGCUCGUGAAACACGAAUUUCUCGAAACCCUGAAACCUCGAAGCAUCUCAAGCUAGCAACGCGAAGCCAGCAGGCUCCGUAGAACUCUCAUGUUGAUCUUCUAAAAUGGCGGCCCGAAGCCGUUAGGAUCACAACUGGUCCAACGGAGCUCGGGGAGCCUAGUGACGAGUAUAUUAAGUCCCCGUGGAGGGAAGGGAGUCCCAGAGUGCUCAAGGACUUAACUCAUCGUCCGGCUACACACUUUCCUCCGCAGGGACUUAUUAUACUCGUUACCAGGCGCCCCGAGCUCAAUGCCAUUUUUGAAUUGGAACAGUUGUGAUCCUAACGGCUUUGGGCCGCCACUUUAGAAGGUUAACGUAAUCUACGGAGCCUGCUGGCUUCGCCUUGCUAGCCGGAGAUGCUUCAUUGGUUUCAGGGUUAAGACAAAUUCAUGUUCCACGAGCCUGGCGUGUUUAUUCAGCGACUGGAUUCGAUUUUCGCGAAAAAAAUCGUGCUGGUUUAGGGUCGAUCGGAGCCGCGACGCUGCCGUCAGCCUCCUACCUUGCCACUCUACUAUGUAGGAAAAAUGAAACAGACUAUUUUUCUCGAAACUUCGUGUGCAUAUUAAGGACAACAACAACUCGUUACAUAGUAAGUUUCAUGGGUUUUUAUUUCCAUUUUCUAGCAAAUUUCCUGACCUAAACUUUGCCCAAAGUAUAUUUUCUCAUGUUAUGAAACCCGUACCUGACACAAACAGUGAGCCUGGGUCACCUGUGGUUAAAUUCAUUACGAUUCACGUAUUUUAUCAAACCGUGAUUUGGUAGACAUCAAAAGUCUGAUUAAAGCCCGCAUCCACUAGACUCGGCACGCAGGGUUUGCUUUACGAAGAAUUUGAGAAGAAGACUUUCUGACUUUCCAAGGCUGAUGUCCGUGUAUUACGGGGUCCGUAAUAUUAUCACUACUUUAUUUCUGAGGCAACAGCCACCUAAUGAAAAGAGACAAGUAAGUAUAUAAAUUAAUAAAAAUAAGAAGAAAAUUGUCUUCUUUACUGUAAAAAAAAAGUAUACGCGAUUCCAACAAAAAACAGUUUUAACUUUCCUAAAAAGGUGCUCAUAUGAUUGUAUUAUCACCCUUGCUUCAGUCUCAAGAUCUUUAACAUCCCUUAUUUUAUUCAGGUGUUCCUAUAAUUUUGAAUAAAGACAAGGAAGUAGCAGGAAAAACCGUUGUUAUCAUAUGGGAACCACCGCUGAAUGGGGCGUGUUUUGUCCUGGGGUAUAAAGUCUACUACAGAAAGGUUUCAUUGGCAGAGAAUAGUCGUUGGAGCUCCGUAACCGUGGACAAAAAUUGUACGAACCACACCUUGCACCUGGGUUGUUCGAAGGAGUAUGAAGUCUCAGUUACUUCACUUAGUGCUGCAAAUGCAAACACUGACAGCACUGAGAGCAGUUUUGGUGACAGCGGGAUAUGGAACUUCAAAGUUAGGAGAGGUAAGUUUGGGUAUAAUUGCUGCGGAGCGACCGUAGGGAGCGAGCAGCAACAUAAUCAGGAUUUAAAGGAAAUAUAUAAGGGGCGACGAAUUCUCGAAUUAAUCACUUUUUACCACAAUGCAUUGCAUUUAACCACACUUCUUACGACAAUGCUUUGCAUUUAACCAGAGUGCAUUGCGCCACGAAAAACUCAAAUAAAAACAAGGGGAAGUUGGCAUCGUUCGCUGCCCAGACUCAGAGUUUUCUUUGUAGCAAAUUUUCUACAGCACGGUUAGAGGUCUUACCAAAUUUAAGACACGCAGGAGUCUUUCUUACGAUGGUUAACUUGGGGAUUGAAUUUCAACUCAAGAGCCUUUGACUCGUCCAGGUGUUAAGCCUGACGAGAAGAUGAGCAUUUGCUCUUCGACUCGUCAACACGGGGGAUAUACAAAUUUCAGCUUGCUAGAAGGUGAUGUAAAAGUGAGAAAAUGUCAUGACAUGCUAUUCUUAAGAACCUGUAUGAGCCGAAAAUGGAUGCGAUUUUGACUAUUCGCUUCAAAAUAACAGCGGGAAUCGAGAUAACAAAACAUAUGUUUUGUUUCCUACGUUGCAGACGAUGACGUGUAUCGGCGUUUUGAAAAGCAUAAUUAUGUUCUUUCAUUCAUUCAUUGCCAUGGAAUAUGCGUUUACAUUGUUUUUUACUGUUAAUAGCUCGAUUAAUGCGGCUGGCGAUCAUCAUGCCGGCGGAAGUUUCAUGGAAAAGGCAUUAAAUUAAAGACUUUUCCCAAAUUACGUAAUCAGUCUUUGUGGUGUAGUGGUUAGGUGUAGUCGCGUCGAGCCGAUGGUGCCAGGUUCGAGUGCUACCGAACUCUUUUUUUCCUUCUUUCUUUUUUUUUCCGUCCUGUGUUUCCGUUUUGUAAUGUUGUUUUCUAUAAAUAUAUAGCUAAAUAACUGUUACUUAAUAAAGUGCAAUAAACAGCAAGAAAAGUUUCGUGUUUCCAGAGAAAAGAUAGUACACCGUAUAUUAAAUAUAUGGAUAAACAAUCUGAAUUUCUAUCAUUUCCUACAAUUUACUGUGGGAAAACCAUAGUUGAUAACCACUUGAUCAUUUUCUAAACAACGUUCCCACAGGUUCUUUCUAUAGACUGAUAGUAAUUAUUCCAGUACUUUCCAACAUUUAAAUAGGACAUUCAAUGUCAUUUUCGAUUCUUUUAAGUCCCACUGCCUAACUAAUGCCAGUAUCAACAGAAUGUGCCGCAGCGUUUUUAUCUUUUAGAUACCCUAGUUCAUAGUUAUUGAUUUCUCAGCCCAGGACAAGCUUCUUUGUAAUUUGGUACUAAUUUAUCUCAUGUUUACAUAAAAAGGAGGAUGCAUGAUCCUUAAAGGGGCUGCAAAUUUUCUUUUACUUUUAAUGCAAGACUUGUCGGUCGCGUCGGUUAAUAGGAUGCUUAAGCAACGACGACGCGAACGCGAACGGCAAAGAAUUAAUAGGGGUAGAUUAGAAAAACAACAACAACUUUGCAGCACACUCUUUUGUAGAUUUCUUUGCAGUCACUGCACGACUACGAUGUGAAACUGUCUGAUUUGACCAGAAUUUCAAGUUUCGGGGAGGACUUGAACACAGGACAACGACUUCCCUUUUCUUUUUCUAAACUUCGAUACAUGAGUCCUUUAGAAUUCAAGUCCAGAAAAAUUCGCCAUUUGAAGUUUGAAGCAGCGCGAAUUAACUUUUCAAGUGAAUUUUUCGUAGCCGUCACCGUCGUUGUCGCUUAAGUUGCCUGAUUUAGCCUUUCGUAAACAGCUAGCUCUUUUUACCUGAAACAGGUGGUCCCUUUCACGUUAUUAGAAGACUGGACUCUUAGUCUAUCUUCCUAUCUCAUCAAAAUGUUCGUGUCACGGAAAAUGGUAGAAAUGUGACGGUGGCGACGAUGGUGAAGGAAAACCACUUUUUAAAAUCUCAAACACAAUGGAAUGGAUUAUUUUAUUGCUUUAUAAUGAUGUUGGGAAUUAAUAGCAAUGUGGCGUUGGUGGUGGUGGUGGAGGGAAAACAAUAGAGAUGCAGUGGUGGUGGUAAGGGAAAACAACUGAAAUGUGGUGGUGGUGGUAGUGGUGGAAGAAAAAAUUGAAAUGUGGUGAUGGUCUUGAGAGAAAAAAGAGAAAUGUGGCGGUUGUGGAGGAAAAUAAUAGAAAUAUGGUGGUGGUGGUGGUGGUGGAGUAAAAACAAUAGAAAUGUGGUGAUGGUUGUGUUAGAGGAAAAACAAUAGAGAUGUGGUGUUGGUGGAGGAAAAUAAUAGAAAUGUGGUGGUGGUGGUGGCGGAAAGGGAAAAUAAUUAUAAUGUAUGGGCGGUCUUGGAGGGAAAACAAUGAAAAGAGACAAAUAAGUAAAUGAAUUAGUAAAAAUAAAAAAAAAAUCGUCUUCUUUACGGUAAAAAAAAGUAUACACGAUUCCAACAAAAACCAGUUUUAGCUUUCUAAAAAAAGGUGCUCAUAUGAUUGUUAUAUCACCCUUGCUUCAGUCUUAAGAUCUUUGACAUCACUUAUUUUGUUCAGGUGUUCCUAUAAUUUUGAAUAAAGAAAAGGAAGUAGCAGGAGAAACCGUUGUUAUUAUAUGGGAACCACCACUGAAUGGGGCGUGUUUUGUCUUGGAGUAUAAAGUCUACUACAGAAAGGUUUCAUUGGCAGAGACUAGUCCUUGGAGCGUCGUAACCGUGAACAAAAAUUGUACGAGCCACACCUUGCACCUGGGUUGUUCCAAGGAGUAUGAAGUCGCAGUUACUUCACUUAGUGCUGCAACUGCAAACACUGACAGCACUGAGAUCAAUUUUAGUGACAUCCGGAUAUGGAACUUCAAAGUUAGGAGAGGUACGUUUGGGUAUAAUUCAUAGUUGUUGAUUUCUGAGCCCAGGACAAGCUUCGCUGUAAUUUGGUACUAAUUUAUCUCAUGUUUACAUGAAAGGAGGAUGCAUGAUCCUUAAAGGGGCUGCAAAUUUUCUUUUACUUUUAAUGCAAGACGUGUCGGUCGCGUCGGUCAAAAGGAUACUAAGCAACGACGACGGCGACGGCGAACGGCAAAGAAGCAAUAGGUGUAGAUUAGAAAAACAUCAACUUUGCACGUGCAGCACACUCUUUUGUAGAAUUCUUUGCAGUCACUGCACGACUACGAUAUGAAACUGCCCGAUCUCACCAGAAUUUCAAGUUUCGUGGAGGACUUGAACACAAGACAACGACUUCCCUUUUCUUUUUCUAAACUUCAAUACAUGAGUCCUUCAGAAUUCAAGUCCAGAAAAAUUUGCCAACAUUUGAAGUUUGAAGCAGCGCGAAUUAACUUUUCAAGUGAAUUUUUCGUAGCCGUCACCGUCGUUGUCGCUUAAGUUGCCUGAUUUAGCCUUUCGUAAACAGCUAGCUCUUUUUACCUGAAAUAGGUGGUCCCUUUCACGUUAUUAGAAGACUGGACUCUUAGUCUAUCUUCCUAUCUCAUCAAAAUGUUCGUGUCACGGAAAAUGGUAGAAAUGUGACGGUGGCGACGAUGGUGAAGGAAAACCACUUUUUAAAAUCUCAAACAAAAUGGAAUGGAUUAUUUUAUUGCUUUAUAAUGAUGUUGGGAAUUAGUAGAAAUGUGGCGUUGGUGGUGGUGGUGGAGGGAAAACAAUAGAGAUGCAGUGGUGGUGGUAAGGGAAAACAAAUGAAAUGUGGUGGUGGUGGUGGUGGCGGAAAGGGAAAAUAAUUAUAAUGUAGGGGCGGUCUUGGAGGGAAAACAAUGAAAAGAGACAAAUAAGUAAAUGAAUUAGUAAAAAAAAAAUUGUCUUCUCUACGGUAAAAAUAGUAUACACGAUUCCAACAAAAACCAGUUUUAGCUUUCUAAAAAAGGGUGCUCAUAUGAUUGUAUUAUCACCCUUGCAUUAGCCUGAAGAUCUUUGACAUCACUUAUUUUGUUCAGGUGUUCCUAUAAUUUUGAAUAAUGACAAGGAAGUAGCAGGAGAAACCGUUGUUAUCAUGUGGGAACCACCACUGAAUGGGGCGUGUUUUGUCUUGGAGUAUAAAGUCUACUACAGAAAGGUUUCAUUGGCAGAGACUAGUCCUUGGAGCGUCGUAACCGUGAACAAAAAUUGUACGAGCCACACCUUGCACCUGGGUUGUUCCAAGGAGUAUGAAGUCGCAGUUACUUCACUUAGUGCUGCAACUGCAAACACUGACAGCACUGAGAGCAAUUUUAGUGACAUCCGGAUAUGGAACUUCAAAGUUAGGAGAGGUACGUUUGGGUAUAAUUCAUAGUUAUUGAUUUCUCAGCCCAGGACAAGCUUCGCUGUAAUUUGGUACUAAUUUAUCUCAUGUUUACAUGAAAGGAGGAUGCAUGAUCCUUAAAGGGGCUGCAAAUUUUCUUUUACUUUUAAUGCAAGACGUGUCGGUCGCGUCGGUCAAAAGGAUACUAAGCAACGACGACGGCGACGGCGAAGGCGAACGGCAAAGAAGAAAUAGGUGUAGAUAAGAAAAACAACAACGUGCAGCACGCUCUUUUGUAGAAUUCUUUGCAGUCACUGCACGACUACGAUGUGAAACUGCCUGAUUUCACCAGAAUUUCAAGUUUCAUGGAGGACUUGAACACAAGACAACGACUUCCCUUUUCCUUUUCUAAACUUCGAUACAUGAGUCCUUCAGAAUUCAAGUCCAGAAAAAUUUGCCAACAUUUGAAGUUUGAAGCAGCGCGAAUUAACUUUUCAAGUGAAUUUUUCGUAGCCGUCACCGUCGUUGUCGCUUAAGUUGCCUGAUUUAGCCUUUCGUAAACAGCUAGCUCUUUUUACCUGAAACAGGUGGUCCCUUUCACGUUAUUAGAAGACUGGACUCUUAGUCUAUCUUCCUAUCUCAUCAAAAUGUUCGUGUCACGGAAAAUGGUAGAAAUGUGACGGUGGCGACGAUGGUGAAGGAAAACCACUUUUUAAAGUCUCAAACAAAAUGGAAUAGAUUAUUUUAUUGCUUUAUAAUGAAUGAUGUUGGGAAUUAAUAGAAAUGUGGUGUUGGUGGUGGUGGGGGAGGGAAAACAAUAGAGAUGCAGUGGUGGUGGUAAGGGAAAACAACUGAAAUGUGGUGGUGGUGGCAGUGGUGGAAGAAAAAAUUGAAAUGUGGUGGUGGUAUUGGGAGAAAAAAUGGAAAUGUGUUGGUGGUGGAGGAAAAUAAUAGAAAUAUGGUGGUGGUGGUGGUGGAGGAGAAACAAUAGAGAUGUGGUGUUGGUGGAGGAAAAUAAUAGAAAUGUGGUAGUGGUGGUGAAGAGGGAAAAAAAUAGAAAUGUGGUGGUGAAAAAGGGAAAAUAAUUAUAAUGUAGGGGCGGUCUUGGAGCGAAAACAAUGAAAAGAGACAAAUAAGUAAAUGAAUUAAUAAAAAUAAGAAAAAGAUUGUCUUUUUUACUGUAAAAAAAAGUAUACACGAUUCCAACAAAAACCAGUUUUAGCUUUCUAAGAAAGGUGCUUAUAUGAUUGUAUUAUCACCCUUGCUUCAGUCUUAAGAUCUUUGACAUCGCUUAUUUUAUUCAGGUGUUCCUAUAAUUUUGAAUAAAGACAAGGAAGUAGCAGGAGAAACCGUUGUUAUCAUAUGGGAACCACCACUGAAUGGGGCGUGCUUUGUCUUGGGGUAUAAAGUCUACUACAGAAAGGUUUCAUUGGCAGAGACUAGUCCUUGGAGCUUCGUAACCGUGAACAAAAAUUGUACGAGCCACACCUUGCACCUGGGUUGUUCCAAGGAGUAUGAAGUCGCAGUUACUUCACUUAGUGCUGCAACUGCAAACACUGACAGCACUGAGAGCAAUUUUAGUGACAGCCGGAUAUGGAACUUCAAAGUUAGGAGAGGUACGUUUGGGUAUAAUUCAUAGUUAUUGAUUUCUCAGCCCAGGACAAGCUUCGCUUCACUUUUAAUGCAAGACGUGUCGGUCGCGUCGGUUAAUAGGAUGCUUAAGCAACGACGACGGCGACGGCGAACGGCGAUCAUAAUUAUAAUGCAGGGGCGGGCUUGGACGGAAAACAAUAGAAACGUGGUGAUAGUGACGGACAGGGAAAACAAUUCAAAUGUGAUGGUGGUUGUGGUGGUGUUGGUGAGGGAAAACAAUAGAAAUGUGGUGGUGAUCUUGGACGGUAAACAAUAGAAAUCUGGUGGUGGUGUACAGCUUCACUAUUCAAGGCUGGUAUCAUCACAAAUAAAUUGUCUUGAAACGAAAGGAGGAUGUAGGGUCGAUGUAGGUUGGGUCCAUCAGGGAUCGAUGUAGGGUCGAUGAGGGGUAGAUCGGUGAAGGAUCGAUGUGUGCUCGAUGUGGGGUGAAUAUAGGCUCAAUAAUGAGCAAACAAAAGAGGAGGGAAAGUGAAAAUUUGUUUGUGUUUGUUUGUUUGUUUGUUUGUUUUUUUUAAAGAAAGAGCUAGUUUGCCGUCGUUCCCAUUACUAUGCACGAUUUGCGCGCCAAGAACCAGUGAACCAGAAUUGGUACAAUUUGUUGGACAAUGAAAGCGGCAGGAGGUAGAACUUGCACUAAUUCCUCGCAACAUGAAUCAACCGAUGAUGAAUAAUUUUCUUACUAUCGAUAAGAAAUAUAACUAGGAAACCGAUCCAACAGGUUAGCACACGGCCUUAUCUUAAUGAAUGUCAAGACUCGGCUGUGGCCGACUUAGUAGUUAUGUUAAUGAGAGCCGCAUAAACUGUGCUUGACUUCAUGAAAUUAGAUGUAAAAAAAACAUCAAAUACAUUAAUUACUCAGGCUUACGAUUCGAGACGCAACACCCGAAAGCUAUUAAUUAGGUCAGAAUCGCUUGAGACUUUUGAACCCUCUUACGCAUUAAGCAAGUUGAAAAAGCAAAACGAUGCCAUCCGAAAUUGGAUUUCCGACUUUGACCAGCGACAUAUCUCUCAACCAAAAACACAAUAAGCAACCUAGCCAUGGAUAACAGAAGACUCUUGAUAGCAGCUGUAUUUCAUUUUAUACAUCCAGUGGAAAAAGACAGUUCAAAAGAUCUCAAGUUGACACAAAACUGUGGCAGCUUCACCUGUCAAAGUAAACAACUUUCAAGAUGCUGCAUAAAUUUUCCGCAUGAGCUCACCUGUCAAAUUUUGACCAAUCAGAGCAUAAACAUUGGACGUAGCGCGUGACCUUGGUAAGAAAAAGUCUUCCCCACCCGUAUUUCUAAAUAACUGGCGGAAUUUUAGCGUCCGGGGUUAGUUUGAAUUCAAAAUCUUAAUAGUGCAGGGCAAUAGACAUAAACAUAGGCACUAGGAGUAAUCGCAGCUUAGGAGAGUGCGUUCUAUAUGUUUGCUAGGCGUACAGGUAGCAGUUAAGGGGAAAGGGUGGAUGGUGCUAUGAUUAUGGCAUAUUUUGAACGUAAGGGUUGCGUACAGCGAAACCUCGAUUUAAACUGUGUAUCAUAGUGAAAAGGUUUUGAAGGCUAGUAAUCAGCGUGAUAUCGUAUGGUUCGCCUCAAGUGCUUGUUACUUGAGGAGACACUGGCCAGAGUGCUUCGGGCGUGUAGAUAGAACUUUUUGUUUUACUGGCACAAUAGAUGUUCUACAGGGCGCAGUUGUUCGAAGGCCUAUCAGCGCUUAACCCGGGUAUCUUUUUCUUUUGUUAAAAACAUUUCUUUGGAUAAUUUUCUCAGUUAUUUUUAAGAGCGUCCAAUCAUCAACUUGUUGGGAAAAUGAAGCUUUCACAUCUGAGUUCAAAUUUCGCACUAACCCUUUUCGCCUGAGUUAUCUCAACCCAGCUUUGAACAACCCGGCCCAGGUACUGUUAAAAAGCAAACAGUUGACAAAGUUUUAGAUGUAAUCAUUAAUUUUAUUUAUGUCUCCUCCCCGGUUUACUGAAACACUAACAAUAAACCCCCCUUUACUGCCAACAGCCGAGCUUUGUUUGCUAGACGCCUAACUUAGAAAACAAAGAAAACCGAGACUAUGGUCUGGGAUUAAAAACAUGGCCAAGUUAAUGGCCGGUUUUAUUCAAAUCUGUAAAAUCAUCUUAUCGAUGUUAAAAUAUGAAAUAAUGUUUACGAAUUUAUAGGUCUAGCAAAGGUGAGGGCCAGAAGAAAAAGGCCACGGGUCGCUCCUAAGCGGCCCAGCCCCACCCGAAGGCUGUUGGCGAAAAGGAAGACGAAAACACAACGCCUGUUUGUGUUUUCAAGUACUAGUAUCUAAAGUUGUUCCUAAACUCGGAGUUCUAAUAUAACGAAGAAAAGCGCUGGAUUGCCAGCGACCUAGCAAGCGAAUUUGGGAGUCUGAAAACCCCUUGGCAGAUGCCCAGCUGGCAGCGCCAAUGCGAAAACUGUGCGCUUUAUAUAGCUUAGUGUCUAAGUUACAAAAUGUAAGUGCUGCGUUAAGUCGCUCAACAAAAUAGGAUCUAGUAAUCGGAAUUCCGUCGGGCCAACAAAAAAGAGGGCCGGAUACCGACCCUCGCACAGCUAAAAAGUUUAAGAUCAACUGAACUGGACAGCAUGACCUUUCAGGAUAAAUAAAAAUAACAAAAGGUGGCCCAGAAUUCUUAUGCUUGUAGUUAUGCAAGGUAAGUUGCAGUGCCUGAAUUCGGCCUUGAGCAUCAACCAGUCGGUCUAGUUGCGAAAGAUUAAUGAUAUUGGUAGUGUUGCCUCGAGAGGCUGUUAACUCAACAAUGCAGAGAAAAGCAAAAAUGCCAAAGCACACAUGGCAGACAUGAGACAAGACUGGUAAUGUGAUGAAAGGGAAUGCUCGAAAGCUCUAAUUAAGUUCUGUAACACUGGCAAAGUAAUAGGGAACCUGACAUCAUUGAGGGGAGUUAGUUGCCGAUAACCCUUUAAAAUUUGUAUAAUAAGUGGAGCCUCAGUAGGAUCAGCGACACCAGCAAGUUUAUGAACGUAACUAAUAGCAGAAAUGUAAGUGGUUACUGACGAAGAAGAAUAAUUCCUAGAGUAUAGAUGCGCGAUAAAAAGGGCCAGUAUGGCCGGUUGAAGAGGCAAAUUAAAAGGCAUAUCACCUAAAUAAGAAGCCGACCAAUCUGUAAAUAACUUCCAAGGUCGUUUAUAAACUGAUACAGAAGCGUUACUCAAGCUUGCCUCUAAAAGAGUUUUUGUUAUAACUGCCAGUUCUCUGGUAACAGUUGGGGAGGCACAGCUGUUGGUUCUGGCGCCAUGUCCUUGGACAGGGACUUGAAUUUGGUCACCUGUGAACGCGAUAAAGCAUCAGCUUUCGUGUUAUGAACGCCUGGGAGGUGUACAGCUUUAAAUAAGAUAUUAUUCUGCAAACAUGAUAGAACCAAGGCGCGAAGAAGAACCAACAGCUCCCUAUCUUUAGUCGUCUUUUUAUUAAUUACUUCCGACAAGGCUUGAUUGUCGGUGUGAAAGGUUAUGCAUUUGUUCGCCAGCUGAGUACCCCAUAUUUGUAAACUGAGAACAAUAGGAAACAUUUCUAGCACAAUAAUAUUCUUAGAGGUCCAGGAUGGGGGCCACGGACCGUAAAACCAAUUCUGACGAAACACCGCUUCAUAGCCUAGAGAGCCAGAAGCAUCAGUAUAAAGAUGCAAGUGAGGUGAUGAAAGCCAUUGAAAAUCUACGAAGAAUGAUUUGCCAUUGAAGUGUGUUAAAAAUUCUAACCAGAGCUUAAGAUCGUCCUUGACUAUACGCGUUAAUCUAAUUAAAUGAGUCGGGCGAUUGACCCCAACUGUCAAAUUAAUCAUUCGUCUAAGAAAGGUCCUGCCGGGUAUAACGACUGAACAAGUGAAGUUCAGAAGACCAAUAAGGGAUUGCAUCUCCUUAAGGGAGACUUUUUUACGCUUGAGAAAUUCAUAAAUAAGAGUAACACAUUUUUUUAGCUUUUCUUCUGGGAGGCGAGCCUCCAUUUUGUCAGUGUCUAGUUCUAUUCCGGCGAAACAUAAAACACUACUGGGACCCAUUGUCUUUUCAGGCGCCAUGGGGACACCCAAGUCGUCACACAUCGCUAAAAACCUAGACAGAUUUUGUUCACAAGCUGAGAAAGUUUUGUCUAUGAGAAGGAAAUCAUCUAAAAGGUGUAAAACACCUGAGAUAGCUAACUUAGACUUAGCAAUCCACUCGAGAGCGGUUGAAAAGCUUUCCCAAAUUUUGCAAGAGGAACUGGCUCCCAUCGGCAGGCAUUUAUCAAAAUAGAAGCUGUCCUCCCAACAAAAACCUAACAAAUCAUAGUCGCAUGGAUUUAUUGGAAUUAGACGAAAAGCGUUUUUGACAUCUGUCUUAGCUAGGGCACAGCCCCUGCCUGUGCGCCUGAUAAGUCUAAUCGCAUCGUCAAUCGAGGCAUAUUUAACGGUAGAGGCAUCGUUAGGAAUACAAGAGUUAAUAGAAUCACCGUAAGGAAAAGAUAGGUGGUGAAUAAGGCGAAAUUCUCCUGGCGUCUUUUUAGGAAUUAAACCAAGCGGAGAAAUGCGUAAUGAAGGAAAAGGUCGUUCUAAAAAUGGCCCUGCAAUCCGACCUAGACUUAAUUCUUUUGACAGUUUAUCGGAAACGGCUACAGGGUUUUGAGUAGCGGAUAAAAGAUUUUUGCAACUGGAGGGUUUGUGGGGCCCUACAUAAGCCAAUAAAAACCCAUGUUGAAAUCCAUUUAAAAGAUAGUCUUUCAAUUUAGUUGGAUAGCCAUCUAGGUAAAAAUGUAAUCUAUUUACUUUGACUGGUGUUGGUAGUUGGACUGGAUGCGACAGUGCGAGAGGUGGCGACAGGUGGUUUUCCCGACUUGCAUUUUGUGGCAGGGUGAUCGCCUCCACAUUUAAAGCAGGCGUGUUUGAAAUUACACCCGAAACAUCUUUCACCUUGGUGGAACUUCCAGCAGAAUCCUCGCGGAAGGGGCUGCUUUGAUUGCCGGUUAAACGAGUUAGGCGGAUUGUUUGAGGAUGAAAGUUUGGUCAUGUGGUGCGCCUGCAACCACAAUUCCCAAUGCACUUCGUCCCAAGGGAAAAGAGAUUUUUGACGUAAAUAGCGAAAAUUUUCAUCAUAAUAACGCCAAUGAGCGUUUUUUGCCGCCAGAUCGCGCACUGUCGCACUGUAUUUCAUUAAUCCGGGAGCGCUGUCCGGAAAUCGGAUGGUGUAGACGGCAACAAAAACCUGAAAUGCGGUAGUCCAUUGAUCGAUGCUAGUAAUGCGCUUAUAGUUUUGGACGGGUUCGAGACUGACCACAGGCUGGUUGGAUCCAGAUGAUUUUACCGUGAAGUUGUAUUUGGGAUCGCCUGGCAAGGACGAUAGAAGAGUUCCGAGAUCGAUAUAUUCGUUGGCCCAUAUUUUUGAUUGAAUUUUGUCCGGAACUCUACUCGAGAGUGGAACGGAAAUUAAGGUAUGGAUUUUAUCGGGCCUGUGGUCGGUCUCUGGCCCGCUAGUAAUGGAGGUAGAAUUUAAAGUGUGGCCCUCACCAGUUAGGUCUUGAACAACCUGCGCUACUGACCCCUGUACAGCAGCAGCAGGGUCGGAGGUCUGUACUGGCUCUUGGGGGAUUUUUCCUGCGGACUUCAGGCUUUCAACUACAGCCGAAGAAAUAGCACUCGUGAUGCUUGAAACCAUAUUCUGAGAGACAACUGAACUCGAGGGCGCGGGACUUGAGACUGAGGAUGGCCCACUGAUCGCCGGCUCUCGGGAAAGUUCGCUUGGGUGCGGCACUUCGGGUGGGUUGAGAGCAGGAACCGAGUGUACUCGAGAGGUCUGCUUAGGCCUCUUGGCCUUGGUGGGGCGAGAUGUACUGCGGGCCAUGGCCCUCGGGCGUUUAACUUGUGCGCUGGAGGCUGUGGCGGUAGAACUUCGCUUUCCUCUAGUCAUCAUCGUGGAAUAUGGUUUAAUUUCAAGAAAAUCUAGACCGCAAGCAAAGGAACUUGAAUAAAUAAGCCUAAGGCGUUGGUAUGGGAGAUAAAAUAGUAAAAGAGUGAGUGGGGAGGGAGGUGGGGGGUUUCCAAUCCAGUAGCAUUCUGCUCAAAUUAUAAAUUGGAGAGAGAAAAAACGGAACCGGCAAUAAAAGAAAAAUCGGCAGCAUGUUUGGCAAUUUCCCAAUUGGAGACGCCGCAUUGAACAUGCUAAAGCGCCGGAAAGAGGAACCGGUCUGUAAAGUAAAUACAAUAUCUUAUAACAAAAGAUAAAGCUCUGCUGUCCGCCAUAAAGGACGGUUACAACGAAAGUAGAAUGCAUGACUGGAUAGACAAGUUGGAAUCUGUCACUGAGCCUCAGAAAAAGUGCCUAACUUCUUCAAGGCGAAUAGUAUGGCUCCCCUAUAGCUACGAUAAAGAGCAUAGUUACCCGCUGCGCUCAAAUGAACGCCGUCUCGGCAUAAAACGGCAAUAGAUGGACUUUGAAGCCCUCUAUGGCUCCACGCUUCCGCAUAAGGGAGUGGUUCGAGGACCACUUUGAGAUAUUUAUUGAGAAGGUCUACUUUGUGGCUGAAAUCAGGAACGUGUGGAGGAAUAGCAGACCGGUAAAUUACUAGGCAUACCAUUAUAAACUCUGCUCCACAGUGAUCAUGGAGGACUUGAACUAAAUGUUCAAUAUCUGAACCAACAGAUUCGGGGCGCUGCCCCACUACACACAAAUCAUUAGUGCCCAGUUCUAAAAUGAUAACCUUUGGCUGAAAAGCCUUAAUUUUAUCCAAAUCAAAUGACAGCAUUUUAGAGACGGUUCUACCGCCAAUGCCUAGAAAAGAUAUAUUUUCGUGAGGCAAGUUCAUGUUGUGAGCGGCACGCCUAUCGUGAUGUUCGGUGAGGAAUGUCUGUAAACGCUUCACAAAUGAAUGACCAAGAAUGAGAAUGUUGGCGGUAUUAUCCAUAACAGCAAACAGUUGAAAACAAGAAGUAAAUGAGAUAUACUUAACGUUUUGUUGUGGUGAAUUCCCAAGGAGAGCUGCUUGUUCAAAGGAUAAGCGGUCAGCUAUCGAAGAUUCGGCUUGAUGUCAGCUUUCAGACCGAGAGGAUUAACAAAAGGUUACACCCUCUUAUAAAGGGUCUCCGCGAGAUAAUGAGAUCGAGGCUAAGUAGAUUUACUUUGAGUGGCCUUACGAUAGGAGCUCGUGAUUAUUACCCAAAAAUAAUUUUACUUUUGGUCUUGUGAUUCUCAUGCAAUCGCAAACCAUUGUAAGAUAAUUCAAAGUUCACAUUCGAGAGCCUCUAAGCCUUUGAAGCCGCAAUCGACCCCACCCCCCCAAAAUCCAUGCAUUGAAGAAAUUGGAAGGGGAGACAUAAAAAUUUUUAUUUGGUUCCAAAUAAACUCAUUUAAUAUUGGGAAUUCCACAUGUAGACAAUUACUGAAAUUUACUGUAAAAUGCCGGAAACCGUUACUGGCAAGUCUUCUUAACUUGUGAUGAUAUUAAAGAAGGACCCAAGACCACAUUUUUUCGGUGAAUGCUGCGGCACAAUGAUUGUGUUUGAACACUGGUUCACUUACACUACACCUCUCAAUUUUUCAUACGUUUCAAGGGAAUCAUCAAAGCCUUCAGUGGAAUGUGUGUGCGGCUCACGUCAAUAACUUUUCCAGUAAUUUGGUCGAGUGUAUUGAUUUCAGUGGCUUGAGUGGCGCUACUGUGGGCUGGUCACGUUUUUGCGAAUAAAUAACAUAGAGCUAUAAAAAUGUUCGUUUGUCCAGUUCCGAAAAUAUUACAAGUCAUGAUGAAAUGGUGGCGCCGAGCUUCACAUCUCGGUAGAUUUACUUUGUGGAAUAACGGCCGCCGCCGAGCUUCACAUCUCGGUAGAUUUACUUUGUGGAAUAACGGCCGCCGAGCUACUCAGCUCGGUAGAUUUACUCUGUGGCACUACAGCGGCCUAGCUAUACAACUCAGUAGAUUUACUUUGUGGCACAACAGACGCUGAGCUUCACAACUCGCCGGUAAAUUUACUUUGUGGUACAACGGACGCCGAGCUAAACAACCCGGUUUGAUGCAUGCACCAGGAGUAGCACGCAUUUUCCAAAGAAAAAUAUGAGGGCUUAAUCCAAACUAAAAUUUUACUCAGGGUGUAAGCUUUCAGCACACUUUUGAAAGAUGGAAUGCUUAGGAAGAUUCAUUAAACACCGAUCGAUAGUAGACCUUCAGCACACUCUGAGAUAUGUACGCUUUACAAAGAUUCAGCACACUUUCAAAAGAUCAACGAUUUACGAAGACAGAAUAGGAGAACUCAGCAAACGUGUGAAAGAUGAACGCCGAGGACACACGAAUCACCACGUGAGUUAGUGCGUCAAAGUGAGGCAAAACGUAAGCAAGUGCCCCAAAGCGAGGCAAAUGUUUGUCGACGACGACGAAUGCAAUCUCGAAAAAACCUCCCUUAUUAAUUGCACAAGACACCUAAUAAUGCAUAGAACACCCAACACAAAUUAGGGGUUGCGUUCUCGUACCUCGAACGCAAUAAAUUAUUUGUAAGAACGUACGACAUCCUUAAUUUUGACCAAUGUUAAUAAAAAUCUUUUAAUGAAGACCUUUUUAAUGGUUUGGUCAGUUUUUAACUAUUUGUUGACUCAAAAGUUGGCAAGGAAGGCAAAAGUUGCUCUAGGUUGCUCGCAGUACAAAGAGUUGCUGAAAACGCUAAGAGUUGCUCAAAAGUUGUCGAGCACAAUCUAUUUAUGCCUAGUACUUAGAAAGUGUGAAAGUAAACAUUGGUUUUCCUGUGGUGCGGACGGACGGUCGCUCGGGCGGUCGGUCAGUCGGUGUACGGUCACGCGAUUACCAAAUUUUCUGGGAUAGGUAUUUAGAACAAAACACAUUUAAGAUGCCAGAAUAAAGAGAGUUUUGUAUUCAACAAGAUAAAAAGUUCCAUACUGAUGACAUAAAUCAAUGUUUACAUAGUAAUAGUCAUGGGGAUCCAAAUGCAAAUAUGUUCAAUUUUACGUUUCUCCUGGUCGAUUUUGGCAAAGUGUUGUGCUCAUCUGCGAACGAGCUCCAGCAAAACUCAAAUGCUUCUUCUACAGAGACUAUAUUUCUCUAAUAUUGAUUGUUUUGUUGGAGAUUCGUCGCGUUUACAUUUGACCUUUGUAGCCUUUUGUCUUUUGUCUGUCAUUCGUAAACAAUACCAAAAACAAUGUAACUACUCCGUCGACCAAUCAGCGCUCCUGACCGGAUUCCAGACACGCUGAGAUCCAGACGUUCCUCCUCGUGAAACGUCCCCUGUGGCGAAGAGUAAGGAGAAACGGCUGUUUUCGCAGGCUAAUCAUCAUAUUGUGGAAAUUUAGGGGAGACUAUCAAAAGGAAGGGAGGGGUGUCUCAGGCGUGUCUUGCCAAGUCCACAUCUUUUACAUUGGACAUUCACAAUAUGGUCAAUUGACAGCUGUCAAAACAGGAUAGCCACUGACUAGUAUCCCAUGACCGUAUCGCGGGCUCAUGUGUCAACUUAUUGAGGUGACGUGAUUUAUUUGGAAGCUGUCCGCUGACCAGUUAAUUAUUUUACUAGGUCGCGAUCAAUGUUCAGUCUCAUACUUUCUAGCUAGUUUGGGAUCGGAGCACAGGUAAACUGAUACACAUAUUGGACAUCAAUGUUGUGAGCAAUUGACAGCUGUCAAAACAAGGUAUCCGCUGACCAGUAUCACUUGACUCUAUCGCGGGCUCAGGUGUCGACCCAUCGGGGUCAAGUAUUUUUUGAAGUUAUCCGCUGACAAGGUCCUGGUUGUCAAAUGAUCGCAGGCUCAAGUUUAAUUAUUUUUAAAAUUCAUAUGAAAUAUGUCGUGUUUAUGUGCCGCACAAUUAAAAUUUUGAUUUCAAACUGACCUAGGACGCGAAAAUUCAGCCAGCUGCUACAGGCAGGGAAGACAGUUGCUUUUGACUUUUCUCGCCAUGUUCACGCGUUGGUCACGCUCUACGUCCAAUUUUUAUGCUCUGAUUGGUCAAAAUUUGACAGGUGAGUUCAUGCAGCAUCUUGAAUCUUGUUUACGUUGACAGCUGAAGCUGACAGAGUUUUGUGUCAACUUGUGAUGUUUUUAACUUCCUUUUUCCACUGGAUGUACAAAAUGAAAUUCAGCUGCUAUCAGGAGUCUUCUGUUAUUCAUGUCUAGUUUGUUUAUUUGGUUUUUGGCUGAGUCAAAGUCGGAAAUCCGAUUUCGCAUGGCAUCGUUUUCGCUUUCACCUUGCUUAAUGCGUAAGAGGGUUGCAAAGUCUGAAGCGAUACUGGCCUUACUUGACACCUUUCAGGAGCUGCAUCUCGAGUGGUAAGCCUAAGUAAUUAUUGUAUUUGAUGUUUGUUUUUUAUUCCUAAUUUAAUGAAGUCGAGCGUAGUUCAUGCGGCUAUUUUGUUUACGCACGUUUAUAAGAUUUGAGACUAUGGUCUGACCGAGUAUCAGGUUUGUUAUAAGCUUACAGAUCUUUAAAAAGCCUUUAGAUAUUUUCUCACCGCAAAUAGAAAGAAAACGUUUCAAGGAAUAUUUAGUUAUAAUUCUGGCUGUAAAAGAAAGGUUUGAGCGAUUUCUUUGCCUCGAGUUCGUCUUUGAAAAAAGCAAACACCGGGAAGCCGGCUUAAAACAUAAACUUCAGCUUUAAAGCUCGAAGACUCAGGAUUUUUAGAGACACUUUAAUACUUGUCUUCCUGAAUGAAAAUUGUCGUCUCUGUAUAUGUUUCACCGAAUUAUUUCUUUUAUUGAUUGUUAGUACUGUCUCUUGUAAUUUUAAUCGCUGUGCCGAUUGUUUUGCCGCGCGUUAAACCGUUUUAAAAAAAACAAGACGCUACGGAGCUAGCGUACACUUCGGCGUCGUGGUUGUGGAACUAAUUAAUUGUAAAUGCGGAGGAAUAGUAAGAAAUCAAAUAUGGUAAGAGUAAGGUGUGAAAUUAUGGGAUUUGUCAGGAUAUUCUGAAAAGAGCAACAUCCAAGAGGCCUACUUGCCAAAAACUAGCAUUUCAGGACAAAUUGUCUCCGCGAUAUUAGCCCAGUUAUGCUCUGAUGACUCCAUACAAAUCCUUCUAAAAAACAAUUCUCUAUUUUUCUUAGUCACAUUAGGCUUCAAAAACAGCAUAGCAGUCUCAUGUACUGAUUAAAGAUAUGUAAGGUAUGGGUAAGGAGUCAAUUACGUUGAGCAUGGAAUUGGCUAAAACUCAAAGUCACGAGUUCGAAUGUUUUGAGGAUAAUUAUUCACUGACUAUCAGCACGCAGGGAUGUCGGAUUAACACAAGGAAGUUUAACACCAAAGGAACACAGCCUUUACAGAGCUUUAAAACACAGCAUCCGCCAGGACAAACUUGACUUGAACUUUGAGUAAAACUAGACAGCCUCUACCAAUAACAACAAACUCUCACUUGAACUUCAGAUAUCUUACGGCUUCCGCGAACUUGUAAACACAGAACCUGAAAAUCGACCUUCGUCACACUUGACUAAACACAGCAGUCCAGCUCGUGGGAGAAAACUUAGUUCGUCAAAAGAACUCGCUUGGAACUUGUAUACCGUUUGACAUAAGGUUCUAGAAAAUACUAAACAGGCGAAUAGUAGUAGCUUUUCGACAUAUUUUAUGAUUUCAGUCACUGAUGCAAAUCUGCUGACUCAUGCUGAGAUGUAAACAUGCCCUAAUUAAUUAUUCAUGGUAAUCCAAAAACGUAGAGAACGUUCGAGAAAGUCACGCAACGCAUGAAAGCAAUUUUACUACGUAACACUCAACAAAGACAAAAUGUCUUUGUGCAGCAUUUUGUAACUUUAAAUUCAUCAUAAAACAGUUCGAAAGGAGGGCUCACUCGUGAAAUGUUUUUCAACACUCGAAGAGAAAUUUCUUGUCUCUGCGCGGCCACGAAAUAUCCUCUAUUUAUUCCUCGAGUAAUUAAAGACUAAACUCGAAGUGAUCUCAAGAUAUCACGAAGUAGUCCGAUCUCAUUUCGUGAAAUAGUUGAAACAAGCCGAAAAGUCACGAACUUGCACGCCCAAUCUUGUCCCGAAACUAGUGCAUGAUUUCAUAACUAUUUUUCAUCUCCCAAACUACCUUGGGUCGCAGUAGCGCAAUCGGCUGAUCCCUCAACUUAGAGUCUCCUCUGAUCUGACGGGUCACACAGGUGAGUCGGUUCAAAUCCCGGGAAGGCCAAAAAAAAAGUUAGAGAAUAAAUCAAAGAAAUCGAAGUGAUCUCGAGAUAUCUCGGACUAAUUCGGCUCUUACUUCAUCAAAUAGCCAAACAGAGCCGAAAACCUACACACUUUGCUUGCCCAAUCUUGUCAAAAAAUUGCAACUUUGAUACAUUCCUGAGCGUUGCGAAUCCUUUACUUCGAGCUCCGCCGAAGUAAAAUAAACAGAAUAAAUUCUUUAUGAUGUUGAAGCGUAACUGUGUCAAUGUUCAUUCAAACACUCGCCACCGCUAGCACUGCAAAAGUCAGAACCGGCUGCCCGUAUAGAUGAUUUUGAAAAUUUUUUUAACGGUUUACGGCUAAAGCUCACGCGUGCUUCGAUCGUCCUGAAUAUUGAAUGAUAGCAAUUUGUAUCGCAGUAUUGUGAAAUACUGCAUUCUGUUGUCCGAGGUCUGUAUGAUAAAACGAGUGCCUCAUAGUACUGUUUCACCUCAGAUGUGAUGUAUAAGUGAUAUAAAAGCUUGGUUUACACGCACCCAGAUUUGUUGGCAAGAUUUUGUAAAGUAAACUUGUCGAACGCAAAAAAUUCGGUCGGAAUUUUUUUUCCAGACCUAAUUAAUCUACGGUGAUCAAGAGCCAUUAUGGCUCUUAAUAUAAAUGUGAUCGAAGAUGAUUGCCAGUUUUUGGGUGUACUUAUGAGGCUAUCAACUCGAUGUGAGAUUUGGUUCACUCUUGGGCUGUUUGCAAAUUAUUUUUUGUACAAUCACUUAGCCUUUCCCUGAAAAGUCACACGAAUGUGCCCUAAAGUUAACUGAAUUGUGGAAUACAAGUUUAUUGUUUGAUUUAAAUUAUAAAUUUAUUAAUGGGAGCCUCGCUUUUAGCCUUGGCUAAAUCUAUAUAUUAAAGUCAUGGAAAACUGCUGAAGGUCAUGAGAAGAGCUCAAAAGAGGAUGGCCGUCGAGGUUUCGAAAGGUCGUUUUUAUUAAUUCAUGAACUUAUGUUUCAAGAUUCUCGGUCUGCUAAUCUGGGCAUCUGUCCCUGUUUCCAAAGCUUUUAAUUCGAAUUAACUUCAUUUAAUUGGGUUAAGUAACUUAUCUAAAUGAAUAGAGAAAUUCCCUAGGUCAGUUCUCUAUUCUCUGGUCUCGUUUCAUUUCUCUUAGCGGAACCGCUAAUUAACUCUCUUUUAACCUGACCAAUUACAGGCGUACCAUUACCUCCUACUAUACAGAAGGAGAAAACCAAAACAAUAAGCUGCGACGUCAACCUUACAUGGAGCACCCCUGCUGAUAACGGAUGUCCGCUGACAAAGUACUCAGUGUACUACAGACUGAGUUAUGAAGACAAGCAAGAGGCAAAAUGGCAUGAAAUAAAUGAUCUCAAAGAGAAUGCGUUCAUUCUGACGUUAAAAUGUAACUCGCGGUAUGUGCUCGAAGUGUCUGCCUGGAAUGAGUUGGGAGAAAGUAAGAGAUCAAAAACACUGGAAAUUACCACAAAUUCAGGUUAGAGUGUGACUUAAGGUGUUUCGAUGUAGUUUUUCAGAGGCCAUACCGGUAUUUUUUAAUCGCUUUAAAAGUGACUUUAUCCUUGUCUGAUCGCUAUAAAAGUUUCACCAAUGGUUGACUAUAGAUUGAAAUUUGUCAAAAUGUAGGUUUUAGAAAAAUCGAUAUUACUACGACAACAAUAAACAAAAAACUUUGAAAUUGAUAAACGCCUAAUUUUGCGCGAUCUAGACCAGCUACUGAGAAUCCAACACUAGGAACUUAAAGUUUAGUGUUUAGCAAAUAACCUCUGUAAGAAGUUAAAAAAAUUCUGUAUGUUUGAAUUCGACUAAAACGAAAAUAUAUUUCAAACUAUAAAUUUCAAUAGCCGUGAUGGAUUAUUUAAUAAAAACGUUAUAAAUGACUCAAAUUAUUCUUAAGCAGCGUCAGAAUGCUGCUUAAUGUCAUAUUCCGAUGCUAGGAAAUUUUGGUGUAUUUCGUUCGAUCUUAAAAACUAACCCGUUUUGUCACCACCCGUAUAAGUGCAAUUUCAUUCAAAAUUUGGACUUUUAGCGCUUUUUUGUAUAUCUCUGAAACGACUCGAACGAAUUUUUUUAAAAUCUCUUCACAUAAUCUUCAUAAUGUAUAUAAUAUUGUCUAGAACUUUCAUUAAGAUUGAUUCACUGCAACACCUUGAAAUUUCAAGACAAACCUAUCCUACGAACCGGUCAAAAAUCCGCGCUACAACAUUCACUGUUUUAACGUUAAGAUAAUUUUUCGAAAUUAAUGCGGACAAUACAUAUAUCCAUGACUAGAACAUUUUAGUGUGAGGAUUUUCAAUGUUUUACAUUCAAAAGAUGCGAUAAAUGCAAACUAAAAUGUACUGGUCAUGGAGGUAUGUAUAGUGCGUAUUAUUUUGAAAAAAUUAGCAUAACGUCAAAACAGUGAAUGUUGUAACGCAGAUUUUUGACAGGUUCGUAGGAUAGGUUUGUCUUGAAAUUUUAAGAUGUUGCAGUUAAUCAAUCUCAAUGAAAGUUUCAGACCUUAUUAUAUACAUUAUGAAGACUAUGUGAGGAGAUUUCAGAAAAAAAUUCGUUCGGAUUGUUUCAGAGAUAUACGAAAAAGCGCUAAAAGUCUAAAUCUUGAAUAAAGUUGCACUUAUACAAGUAGUGAGAAAACGGGUUAGUUUUCAAGAUCGCAAGAACGAAAAUACACCAAAAUUUCCUAGCAUCAAAAUAUGAUAUUAUUAGCACCAUUCUGACGGUAUUUAAGAGUAAUUUGAGUCAUUUAUAACUUCUUUAUUAAAUAAUCUAUCACGGCUAUUGAAGAUUUAAGGCUUGAAAUAUAUUUUCCUUUUCGUCGAAUUCAAACAUACAGAAUUUUUUACUUCUUACGGAGAUUAUUUGCUAAACGCCAAACUUUAAGUUCCCAGUGUUGGAUUUUCAGUAGCUCGGUCUCGAUCACCCAUAAUUCAGCUUCUAUCAAUUUCAAAGUUUUUUGUUUGUUGUUGUCAUAGUAAUAUCGUUUUAUUUAAAACUACAUUUUCACAAAUUUUAAUCCAUAGGCAGUUACUGGUGAAAAUUUUACAGCGAUCAGACAAGGAAAAAUCCAUUUUUAAGGCGAUUGAAAAAUAUGGCCUCUGAAAAACUGUAUCGAAACACCUUAAAGUUAAAUCUAUUAAAAUGUUCACUGAAAGGUUGUGCGAUAAACGAAUCGGAAAUGUCUUGAAUUUCCGAAUAGAAGUAAGCCUGGGCGAAUAACCUAUGCAUUAAGUAAAAUUAAACUCCUUUAAACUUUAAAUCUUACCUUACUAGCGUAUUCAUAAUAAUGCAGUCUACCAUAGUUGGUCGACAGUCGACAGUCCGGUCGAUGAUCAGAACGCAAGACUAGAUGAAAAGAUACAUACCAGCUCCCCGGGCCCGGAUUUCAGGUUUUCGUGUAAUGCUUCUUUUUUGUUAUGUUUUCAGGAGAUGGAAAAACCACACCUUCCUUGAGCGGCAGCCUGUCUGCUUUGCAGUAUGCCGGUUUGGUGGCAGGAGUCGCUGUCUUCCUUUUGGUUGUCUUUCUAAUGGUGUUCUGGCUUCGAAGAAAAGCACAGAAAAAUAACCAACAAGCGCUUUACUCAAGACCGAGAAGGUAAUUUGUUAGACCGUGACAUUAACCUUAAUUACAAUUUUUCUCCCAUUUAUUGCAUCAAAAAUUUGACUCAACUCUGCAGUCGUCUUUUGCCUCUGACGACGUUCGCACCCUCAAACAGCCGAAUGUGCGCAACAACGCUUUGAUAUAUUUUUUUGUGGUUCAAUUUUAUCCUUGGUUCAGUUUUUAUUUCCCUUUGCUUUAAACUCAUUAUAAUACAUUACCACACCUCAAAACCAACAUAUACAGUAAACACCCGCUAAUAAGAACCAACAUUUUUUGAAGUCUGGCAAAAUAGGUUCUUUUAUUUUGGGGUGUGUAGUGUUUAGACAUUUCGUUACUGUUAUAUAGAGUUAUCGGUGCGCAGAGAAUCAUGGUACUGUAACAUGGCGUGCUCGCUGGUGUAGGUCAAAGAAACCGGUUGAGUUUAUCUGCACUUAUCUGGGUAUUAACAGGCCAUCAUUACAAUUGGCGACGAGGAUGGUUUUGCAAGUGUUCAAAGAUUAAAUUCGUGACAUAAUUUUUAUCGAGAAGGAAAUCAUGCCAGCGACUGGAAAACCCGAAGAACAAGAAAGCAACCCAAGCGCACCAUCGUCCACCAACUCAGGCGGGGCGAGUGCAAAACAGAUCCUGGACUUCCUUGGCCUUCCUUGCUUUGACCACAAGGGAGAGCCGAAUUCGUUGUCCAUUCGAUGGAAAAGAUGGAAACGUGCUUUUAACCUGUAUGUGGCCUCGAAAGGAGUAACCAAUGAAGGGCAGAAAGUAACGUUGCUGUUACAUUCAGGAAGUAUUGAGUUACAAGAAUUUAUUACACUCUGGUGUCUGAAGAUCAAGAUACUUUAUUUAACGAUUGCGUUGCAGUCCUGGAUAACUAUUUUACACCGAAAGUUAAUGUUCCAUUUGAGCGACAUGUUUUCCGCCAAAUUCAAAAGAUGGAGGGGGGAACUAUCGAUCAAUUUGUGUGCCGUCUGCGCCAGAAGGCUAUAUCCUGUGAAUUUCCAAUCGUGAAUGAAGCCAUCCUAGAUCAGAUCAUCGAAAAAUGUAGAGUUCCAAAACUUCGUCGAAAAUUUCUCGAGAAAUCAAGUGAAGCAACCUUGACUAUGCUGCAAGAAACUGCAAGAGUCCAUGAAGCUAUCAACACUCAAAUGCAUUCUAUGGAAAGAUCUGAGCAGGUGAACAAACUGUCUCCAAAUGAUCGGCAAGCAAAGGAAAAGGGAACAAAAGGAAAGAAAACUGGAAAAGAAAGGAAAUGCUACCGGUGGGGUGGAACUGGUCAUCGAGAGCUGUCCAGCAUUAGACAAGACUUGUAAUAAAUGUGGUAAAAGCGGUCAGUUUGCGGCUUGCUUCAAGAAAAAGUCAACCCAGUGGAAGACAUCGUUCAGAAGGAGCUAAUAAAGUCUCAGAAGAGAAAGAAGGAGACGACAACUAUGCGUUUGUGUUGGAUGCGAAGAGUAUUAAUGGGAGGAGUAGUAAUAGCUCGAGUGGUGUUGUUGUGUUGGAGGUGUGCAGUUAAAGAAUGUCCUUAUUGACUCGGGGGCAACAUGUAACAUUGUGGAUCGUGCUACGUGGGAGAGUCUUAAAUAGAAAGGAGUGAAGUGCAAAUCCCGAAAGUGUGAAAAGAAGCUGUUUGCUUAUGGCCCAACCAAACCAAUCGAGGUUGUUGGAACAUUUGAAAGUGAAAUUCAUUGUGAAGAGUCUGGAGAAAAGUGUGUGGAUGAGUUUGCUGUUGUUGAAGGUCGUGAUAAAGCUCUGCUGGGAAAGGAUACAGCUAAGAAGAUGAAUGUGUUGAGAGUUGGACCUCCGAACUCACCACAAGGAUACUCAAUUACAAGUGAAGGAACUUCUGUGGACAUUGCUAAGAACUUUGCUGAUGUUUUUUUCUGGAGUGGGUAAAUUGAAAAAUUUUCAGCUUAAGUUGCAUGUGAACAAAGAUGUUAAGCCUGUUGCACAGCCUGUCAGAAGGUUACUCUUUGGUUUAAGAGACAAAGUUGACAGGAAACUAGAUGAAUCGCUUAAAGAAGACAUCAUCGAGGAAGUGCCUAGUGGUCCAACAGAGUGGGUCUCACCUUUGGUGGUAGUACUAAAACCUGACGGAGACAUACGCGUCUGUGUGGAUAUGAGAAGAGCCAACGAGGCAAUCGUAAAGGAAAGGCACCCCAUUCCCACUAUUAAAGAGGUUCUACAUCACUUAAAUGGGUCAACAUUGUUCAGUGAAUUAGAUUUGAAGUGGGGCUUCCACCAGGUGGAACUUGAAACUGAAUCGCGUCGUAUUACAAUCUUCAUUACACAUCGAGGUCUUUUUCAAUACAAGAGUUUAAUGUUCGGAAUUACCUCAGCUCCUGAGAAAUAUCAGGAAAUUGUCAAAGAUGUGUUGAUUGGCUGUAAAGGAGUUGCAAUUAUUGCUGACGACCUGAUCAUCCAUGUAUGUGGAAUCAAGGAGCAUGAUGAGAAUCUGCUAGCUGUCCUGCGCCGUCGCAGAGAACGUGGAUUGACUCUAAAUGAGAAGAAGUGUCAGUUCAGACUUCCAAAAUUAACAUUCUUUGGACAUGACUUGAGCAGUAAAGGGAUCGCCCCUAGUGAAGAGAAGGUGCCUGCAGUUCAAAAUGCCAAGCCUCUACAGAGUACCGCAGAGGUCAGAUCUUUCUUAGGCCUUGUACAGUACUGUGCCAAGUUCUUGACAGAUUUUUUUCAAGUUGCUGAACCGCUUAGAACGCUGACGAGAAAAGACCAACAGUUUAUGUGAGAAGAUGCUCAGCAGAAAUCCUUCCAGAAACUGAAAGAUAUGCUAACCCGAGCAGAAACACUUGCUUACUUCAAGAAUGAAUGCAGGACACGUAUUGUUGCUGAUGCUGGUCCCACAGGCAUAGGAGCUGUCCUCACUCAGCUACACGAUGGCCUAUGGAAAGUAAUUUCCUAUGCAUCAAGAAAUCUUACUGAUGUGGAAAGGAGAUAUUCCCAGACAGAAAAAGAAGGCCUUGCCUUAGUAUGGGCCUGUGAGAGAUUCAAGCUGUACGUUUUUGGUCGAUAGUUCGAGUUGGAGACUGAUCAUAAGCCUUUGCAGUGCAUUUAAAACAAGUCUUCAAAGCCAUCUCCCAUCUGUAGGUCCUUCGCCUACAGGAUUACAACUUGAAAGUGAUCUAUCGCCCUGGUAAGACAAACAUCGAAGACGCUCUCUCGAGAUUAAAUUCUGUGAAUCAGAAAGAUUGCAGAGGUGAGAAAGCCGACUUCGUUAGAGUACUUGCACAAGAAAGUACACCAGUAGCUAUGACUGCAAAGGAAGUAGAAAGAGAAUCAGAGAACGAUCCUGAACUGUGUAGUGUUAAACACUACAUACAAAGUGGUUAUUGGUCACAGUGUAAAAUGCCUCAUUACUUGAGUGUGAAGAAUGAACUUUUUGUGCUAGGAAAAUUAGUGAUGCGUGGAACAAGGAUUGUUAUUCCCCAAAGCCUUAGAAGUGAAGUACUGCGCUUAGCACAUGGAGGCCAUCAAGGCAUUGUGAAGAUGAAAAAUCGGUUGCGAACCAAAGUUUGGUGGCCCAAAAUAGACCAUGUUGCUGCACAAGUCUGCAAGAGUUGCCAUGGAUGUCAAGUAGUAGGAAAAUUUUGUGCACCUAAACCUAUGCAGCGGGUAGAACCACCCUCUGGGCCAUGGCAAGAUGUAGCAAUUGAUGUCCUUGGUCCUCUUCCUUCUGGAGAGAACUUGCUUGUAGUAGUUGACUACUACAGACGUUUCUUUGAAGUAGUUAUCAUGCAUUCAACUACUUCCCGGAAGAUGAUAGAAGCAUUAACGCCAAUCUUUACACGGUAUGGAUACCCAUUCAGCCUAAAGUCUGACAAUGCACCGCAGUUUGUGCCAGAGGAAUUUGAAAACUUCCUGGCUACACAUGGCAUCCUUCACCGGAAGUCUCCACCCCUUUGGCCUCAGGCUAAUGGCGAAGUGAGCGCCAGAACAGAACUUUGCUAAAAUCACUCAAGGUAGCUGUAGCAGAAGGGAAGAAAUGGAAAGAUGAAUUGGAUAAAUUCUUGCUGGCCUAUAGAACCACCCCUCACAGUAGCACAGGGGCAACCCUAGCAUUUCUUAUGUUUGGAAAAGAAUUGAAGACAAAGCUCCCAGAACUGCGUCCAAACAAAAGUGUUCUGGAUGAGAGCACAUGAGAUCGUGACUGGAAUCAAAAGCUUGCAGGCAAAAUGUAUGGUGACAAACAACGGCAUGCUGUGGACAACCCAAUUACACCUGGAGACAAGGUUCUUCUCAAGAACACCAAGCAAUCUGGAAAGUUAGCUGCUAAUUUUGAGCCCAAUCCUUACACUGUUCAGACAAAGGAAAGGCAAGAACUAACCUUGAAAUCGACCGACGGUACAGUGCAGCGGAGAAACAUUUCAUUUGUUAAGCCAUACAGAACCCCACAGGAGCCGGACAACUCUACGGGAGCUAAAACCCCAGAGGAUUGUGUGGUCCCACCCUCAGUUGCUGACACGGCAACCACGACUGAGCUAAAGAGUAGACCGUCUGGAACUGUACGGAUGCCAACUAAGUUUAAGGACUUUGUGUUGGAUAGGUGAACAAUUUUGAAAGACAGUGCACUCUUAAGAUUGUUUAUGUUCAGGGUAGGUGAACAGUUUGUGAAAGACAAUACUCCACUUAGACAUAAAUUUUGUCUGAGGUCAUAAGUUUGUUUCUUUUCAGAAAGGAAGGGAAUGUAGGGUUUAGACAUUUCGUUACUGUUAUAUAGAGUUAUCGGUGCACAAAGAAUCAUGGUACUGUAACAUGGUGUGCUCGCUGGUGUAGAUUAAAGAAACCUGUUGAAUCUGGGUAUUAACAGACCAUCAUUACAGGGUACGUGUGGCAAUUUGGGCUAAGUAGGUUCUUAAUUUCUAUUAAGGAAAUCAUAGAUUGUUGAUUACCAGAAAAAUAUAUAACAUUUUUAUUUACUCACCGUUGUAAAUAGAUGUUACUGUUAAACCGUAAAAAUGCAAGCAAUGGAAAUUGUAAUUUAUGAUCAACUGAUACCAACUCCAAGAAAAGUAUUUAAAUAAUGAUAGUUAAGAUAAUUCCUCGUCACAACACUGUAUUGAUUCUCCAAGCUGUAAAUAUAAUGACCUGUAAGAAGUUGUUAGCCACCCGUGUUGUAAUCAGACUCGUGAGGUUGUGUUUUAGGUAUCGCAAUUACCGCAUUGUUAAUUCAUAAGAACACUUAGCCAAUCACAUUCGGAGAAGAAGCUUCACACCUCUCCGAAAUCGACAACGAGUCAGGAUUUCCAAACUGUAAUUUUAGUACUUUUCUAUCUGUUAUUAUGAAAAGUUUGUAUAUGAGUAAAUACCUUGUAGUUUUUGUAUUGUUCCCCUAGUUUUGUGUUUGGCUGGUUGACUUAAAGCUUAAUAGUGAAAACUGUGGCAGAAAAACCAUUUUCACAAAGCAAUUAUCUCGAAGGUUUCGUGCUAUUAUCAUGAGUCUCAUUUAAUCAAUCAGAUUAGAGUUACGUCAGCAUUAGUUUACACUAAGCAGCUGGUUUUCUGGCUGAUUUAAAAGUGGGUGUAGCAUCAAUUUACCAGAGAGAAUUGUAAAAACUAGAAGCUACAAAGUCAAUAAAUGUUCUGAAUCAAAACAAGUUUGUUGUAAUGUUGUAUUUGUGAAAAGGCUACAGCUAUUGCCCGCCAAAACGUCUUUUCAUAUUAUAACCUUGGCAACUGAUUAUUACCGAAUUUAUAUGCAGUUUAAUACAGUAUGUUCUUGUUGACAUACUUAAAUUUACAACUCAAAGUUACACUCUUUUGUUAAAUUGUUUAUCAUAAUUUAUCUGUAACCCGCAUAAAAGAACCUGCUUGAUCUUGCUAAACAGGUUCUUGUAUUUUGGGGUAUUAUAGUGUUAAAUUUCUGCCAGGAUGUUCUUAAUCCACAGGUUCUUGUUAGCGGGCGUUUACUGUAUUUCAAAAGGAAAAUAACAGAAACUGUGAAAGUAACAAGUAUAUACGGUGACUAUUCAGUAACUAAUAGUAGGACAUUUUUUGAAUGUCACUUGUCUAUUCAACGGUAAUAGCUUAAGCGUGACUUUCUUCAAUAACAAGGCUUUCGGGUGCAGCAUCUUGUAAGUCCGAUUCGGUAAUUCAGUCAGGGACAAUUUUCGUGUGAUUUGCUUAAGGCUUGAUGUACUACCUGAUCUCAGUGUACAUGUACUCUAACAAUGAUAUCAACGGAAAUUAUGGAGGAACUUAACAGAGCAAGAGUGCUUAUUAGAAUGAGGGUGUUUACACAGUAGGGGAGUGCUUGCUAGAAUAGGGGCGCUUAUUAACAGACUAGGACACAUUUGAUGUGGGGCGUUGAUUAGAGAGGCGGCGAUAUUUGAAACGAGAGCGCUAAAUCGAAUCAUUUCGGUAAAUAUACAAAUGCUAUGGCCGUUUAAUUUCACGCUUAGUUCUGUUCAGUUUUAACCUUUAACGAGUACGUACUUUAACGUAGGUCAAAGUCAACCAUUAUUCCCCUCCUGCGAUGGGAAGUAUUACCUGAGCAAGUAGAAUUUAAGGAGGAGAUUGGCUGCGGUGCAUUUGGAAAAGUGUUCAGAGGCAUUUACAGAGAGUCACCAGGAAUCGGGGUGUUUUACAAAUGUAGGACGCAGACGGUUGACUUCAAAGAAGGUCGGACUGUAGCCAUUAAAGUCUUAGAAGGUGAGUUCAAUUUCACCUCUUGACAUCUAAAUGAUGGAUUUUCGAUGUUCCUGAAAUCAAACGCUGGCGGUAACCAUGCAAUAUCUUCGCGCUGCUAUAGAAACAAAGCAAAAAUAACCAACCAAAAACAUAAAAAAACAGUAGUGCUAUUACUUUCAGUGCCAAAACCUAACGAAACAAUAUACGGGCUUUGGAUUUAGGUCAUAAUCAUGUUGUUAUUUCAGAUGUUAAAGCCUUUUGCGGAUUUAAAAAACAAAAACAUAAUAAAAAACAGAACAAACGUCUACAUCCACGUGCAACUGAGUGACAAUCUGAUUUCGAGAGAUUCCUGGAAAAAUUGCGGGAAAAAAUGUUGAGUUCGUAGUACUUUAGCCUUAAUUUAAUUAAAAGAUGGUGUCAUUUUCUUUGUUAUGAUUUUUUCCCGGAAAAAAUGAAAGGCCAGACAUGCAGAAUGAUUGUUCCUUACAUGCUUGUUUUGUCUUCAUCGGCAGUCAAAGAUUCCUUUAUAAAGAAAUCAGAUUCUUAUAUAGCAAAUAUGUAAUAGAAUAGAAAUUGUACCUUUUUCAUCAUUAGACAAAACAGAUGAAGACGCCAAAGAACAGCUUCUGCAAGAAAUUGAGAUCAUGAAGUCAAUUGGGUAUCACAAGAAUGUUGUGAGCAUGUUAGGUUGCUGGGUUAACAAUGACCCAAUCUUUCUGCUGCUAGAGUAUGUCCCGUAUGGAGAUCUGCGACAUUGGCUGAUAAACAAGAGAAAAAAGGUGAGUAAGCUAGGCCAACGUAAGUCGAGAAUUAAUUAUCAUUAUUAUUCAUUCAAAAUAUUUCCCUGAUUCUGCUUGGCAAAAAGCACACGCAUUAUCCACCAUAACCAGCUACUGAUGACCAAAUUUAAAGGAAUUUUGCCUUUAAUGAACCGAUGACGUCAAAAGUGCAGCUUUCUUUCAGGUUAAUGCACCGUUAACCGAGAAGACCUGAGGAAGAGGUUCAGUUGUUUUGAUUGUGAAAACAAAAAUGGCGGACAUUUCACUCGUUUCAAGAGUAAGAACUAGGCAAAAUAAUAGCUAAAAACAUGGCAAGCACAUCAAGAAGACAACUCGAAGGGCAACGUGUGCUAUUUGGAGAAUAUUUGUGAAGCUGAACAACCCUAAACGUGCACUAUAUAUCGAAGAUGAACUUAAAAUCGAUGGAGGUAAGCAUGUUUUAGCUAUGGUUUUAAAGGGACUGGUUCACGGUGAUGCGUAUGUGUGAGUUCUGACAGUAGCUGAUUGUUUUUCAACCAAUCGGAAGCGAGUUAGAUGCACGCAAGUAAAUUUACAAAAUUCAAAUUAAUUGUUCGCGACGCGAGAGUAUUUCCGGGCAUUUGGUUUGAUUUGAUUUAUCCCCACAAUUCAAGUUUAUUCUUUGCUACUCCUCAGUUAUAUGUUGCAGCCGAUAAGAAUAAGAUUUACAGCCCUGUCCUGCUUUGAAACAAACAUUUACCAACGUGUAUUUUUACGAGGUCGUACCCACGCUAACAAAGCAGUCACCGAUCGGCAAACAAAAUUUGUAAUCAAACAUCUUAUUACGGUACUCGCAGUUCGCCUUAUUUAAACCCUGAAAUACCUACAAAUACCGCCUGACCGGUGACAAAAACACACAACGUAUGAGUAUAAAGAUUAUCCUUAACUGAGCAUAAAUUUCAAAUGCUUAUCAGCAAAUGAACAAAUUCAUUCGCGUUACAUCGGGUCAGUGUUCCGCAAAACAAAUGUUAUCGAGUGGCACACAUAAAGAAACUAUAUUAUAAACAGAAUAUUCAGGCAAUAAUUUAUUUUAAAAAGAUCAAUUCUUAAACAUAUACGAUCGUAAAGCAAAGAUGCAAGGAACAUUUCAAGUGUACCAGAUCGGUGAAGAUCACGCGGCCUGUUGCGGUAUAACUACAGGUCGGAGUCAAAAAUCAAAUCAAAGUUGAACGAACUCAUGCCUUUAACCACUUUCCAAGUGUCGUGUAUUCUUUUCGUAAGCCACACACUACUCCUAGAACCAUACCAGAUCGAUAGGCUAAGCUUCUCUAUCUCCUAAGACUCUUGAGAACGUCCUGUUGCCGGACGGCCACGAUGCUCUUCUGAACCUCCAUGAUCAAAACAUUAUUUUUUGCGUUCUUAAAACGUAACCAGUCAAACGACACAACCACACGUUAAUCACCACAACCGAAGUAUAACUAGACCAGCCAAAGCGACGGAUGUCCGAAUAAAACGAAGGAUUUUCAGUGAUUGUACCGGUAAUGGCGAUUUCGAAUUUAGUGUUGACCCAACAAAUUUAUUCUGAAGAGCCAAACGGCGCGCAUGCGCAUUAUCGUGAACCAGUCCCUUUAAACAAGGAAUCAUUUUGAAUGAAUAAUAAAACAAUUAUUGAAUUCGGCUUUCGUAUCAUAUGAAGAAUUAUGGCGAUCGAGGAAGGUGUUAUCCGCCUUGGCCUACAGCUUCUACGGAUAACACCCUCCUCGAUCUCCAUAAUUAACAAUUAAUGAAUUCAGGCUGAGUAUCUUUUGAAGAAUUAUGCAGAUCGAGGAGGGUGUUAUCCGUCGAGCCCUUAAGCCGAGGCGGAUAACACCCUCCGAGAUCUCCAUAAUUCUAGAUAUGAUUCGAAAGCCGAAUUCAAUAAUUUUUUCAUUAUUCAUUCAAAAUAAUUCCUAGUUUAAAAACAAGCUAAAACAUGCUUACCUCCAUCGAUCCAUCGAUGCUAAGUCCAUUUUCGAUAGUGCACGAUUAGGGUUGUUCAACUUCGCAAAAUAUUCUCCAAAUAGUAGAUGUCGCCCUUUGAGUUGUCUUCUUGCUGUUCUUGCCAUGUUUGUAGCUAAUAUUUCGCCUAGUUCUUACUCUUGAAACGAGGGAAAUGUCCGUCAUUUUUGUUUUCACAACCAAAACAACUCAACCUCGUCCCCAGAUUUUCUCGAUUAACAGUGCAUUAACCUGCAAGAAAGCUGCACUUUUGACGUCAUCGGUUCAUUAAACACAAAAUUCUUCCAAAUUUGGUCAUCAGUAGCUGGUUAUGGUGAAUUAUGCGAUUGCUUUUAGCCAAUCAGAAUCGGGGAAAUAUUUUGAAAGAAUAAUAAUUCAUCAUAUGAUACCGAGCCUCAUUCAUUAAUUGUUAAAUAUGUUCUGCUGGAACGUAUUCAAAACGUAGAGCUGUAUAUAAAAUUUUUAGAACUUUGGACAGUCCAGUCUUGUGCGAUGUCUCCCAGUCCCCCUACUGAUAAAUAUGACGGACGGGAUUUUAUGAAUCAGAAUACCAUGACAGUUAGAGAAAUAUUGCAAUCUUCAUCGUACGGGUUAUGUAGGGCAGUCACUUUGAAAUCACGGUAAAAUCACGGUAAAAAUACCGUAAGAGCUUAUUUACUUUUUUUAAUAUUCUUCCAAUUCUUUCAACAGAAAAAUUAUCAGAGGUUCUAUGAUGACGAUUGCGGUAAACGCCCUGCACCGGAUUGUAUGACAAACCAGCCUUGCAUAACAGAUGAGUCCAAACUGCCUAAAAGCAACACUACAACAGACACUGAGAGUGAUAUAAAGCAGGGUUCUCAAGAACUAGUAAGCUGUAAUGACUCCUCCAGGCUGGAUAAGGCGAUGGAAACGGCUAUCCAAAAUGUCCAUUUUUAUCAAAAUGUUUUGUUAGAAAAUGACGAUGAUAAAGGAAAGGGUUCAGCGGAUCAUCAUGUCAAAUCUGUUGGACAAAGCUCAGUUUGUGUCACUGGAAGUAGUUCCGAGGAAGACAGCUCACAUCGGUCAGAAUUCUCGGCUAAAGAUGUUCUUUGUUUUGCCUGGCAGAUAGCACAAGGGAUGGUAAGCUAAUAUUUUAAGCUCAAGCAUCCUAAAUCCGCUCAUAGACUGAAGUUAAAUUAUCAUAGUGCGUUUUUAUAUGGAAAGAGAAAAGUGUAUGUGGAAUUUGUUUUAAAUUUAGAAGGAUGACUUUUUAUUUUGUUGCUGUUAUUUAAUAAAAUGAAGUGACCAUAAUGCAGGAAUAGCACAAAACCAAGCAAAAUACAAGCACUUAAAAAAUGAUCUUUCCUACAUCUUGGGAAGGGGUGGAGAGCAAAUACGAUAUGUAAAACAGCUUGUGAAGUGGAUUGUGAAGUGACUUGACUCUUGAGUUGGCCAUCGCGGCGUCGUUUAAGCCCCUAAUUGAGCAAAUUUAUUUAGCAAGAAAUAAGAUAAAUAAGACUUUUAAUAUCUUAAUUAUGAUCUAGUCAAACAAAAUCUUACUCUGUUAACCUGAUUUUGGUUUAUUGGGGGAGGAGGAGAGAAGCUAGGAAGGUUAAAACACUUUUGCACCUCUAUCCAACACACAGAAUUCCUCGUGUAAUACAGGAAUAACUCCGAUAGGCCAAGUGCAAUAAAUACUGCUGAAGAGAUAAAAGAAAUACAUUUUCCCCUUCUGUAAAGACCUUUUCGAUUCAAGUUUGUUUGAUGACUGUCGCAUUCACUAUGGUACGGGGGCAUAAUAAAGUCAAGUAAAAUUAUUUUUGCAAAAUUGCUUGGGGAAAAAUACAAGGAAAUGAGGUUUUAACCAUUUGACCAUUCACUUUUAAUCUUCACAACAUAAGAUCUCGGCACGCGCAAAAGGAUCACAUUACUGCAAAAUAAAUAGGUAUUUCUGUGUUCAGUGAGGUGCAAUUCAGCCAAAUUUCCCAGUGUGAUGAAAAUUACGUGUGGCCUACUGUGCUAGUUGACGCGAAGGUUUAAUUUAAUGCUAACGUCAUGGGGAUUUGAUAUAAGAAUACUAAUAUUUGUUAUCUUCUCUUUUCAAUCGCAGAGUUUCUUGUCAAGUGAAGGAUUUGUCCAUCGUGAUUUAGCAGCUCGAAAUAUACUUCUUGGUGAGGAUAGAAAGGUGAAAAUAUCUGACUUUGGUUUGAUGCGACAAGUUGAUCAGGAGGUUUACACAGUGAAGAAAGGGAAAAAAAUACCAUACAAGUGGAUGGCACCCGAGGCGAUCUUUGAAAGUGAAUAUACAACCCAAAGCGACGUGUAAGUGUUAUGGAGUACAGCUGGGUGUAGAGUCGUGAUUUGCGACUAAUGGGUAGCUAUGUCAUUGGUAGGAAUAUGAUGACGUGGAAAACAAGAAAUUAGCUGAAUGACGUUGCCAUAUUCCCACCAAUGACAAGGCUCCAACCUUCCCUAUAGAAACCAAACACAACACACGAUCCCCAGAUUCGGGCUGACGAAGGGGUAACACUCUAAACAUCAGCUUCUCUAUCUCCUUACGGUGGCCAAUCUAGCUACCAGUGAUCAACUCAGUUGAUAAAACCAAAUCUAGAUCAUAAAAAUCUGCUCACAGCGGAAUUAAGACGACUAAAGAUUAGUCUUAAAGAUAUUAACGAUUCCUCUACUACUCCUACAUUUAGCUUAAUAAAUUUUCACUUUGCCAUGUUCCCACCCAUGGCAAAGCUCCAACCUCCCAUAUAACAGCCAAACACAACCCACAAUUCCCAGAUUCGCUCUGACAGAGGGCUACCGCUAAAAACGUCAGCUUCUCUAUCUCCAUACAGUGGCCAAUCUACCAGUUAUCAAAGACAUUUAUUGUCCUACUUUUUGAAGAAUUAAGUAAAUUUUUGUCAGUGAAAAUAAUGUUUACAUACCUGGCACUUGCAACGUCAGGACGUUAAUACCAGGCUUUUCUGAAGACCUGGACGAAGCCGACAUCAUGUUCGUAAGACAGAAAUUAUCGAUAUGGAACCAAGCAGACUGUGAAUGGACGUCGUCGCUUUUCUAGAGACGAGGCUCUCAGAUUCAGGAUCUGUCAUGGAAAGAAAUUUCCUCUUUUUCUGGCAAAGAAAAUCACCAGAUGAGACCAGGGAACAUGGCGUUGGUUUUUACGGUCAGGAAUACCUGCUGGGAUCCAUCGCCUCAUCUGCAGAUGGAAGCGAAAGAAUUUUCUCGCUACAACUCCACUCAUCAGUGGUUCUGGUAUCUCUGAUCACUGCCUAUGCCCCGAUUCUGUCAUUGCCAGGAGAAGCGAAGGAUACAUUAUACCACGAACUGGCAAUCAACAUCAAGGGAAUCACUGAGAAAGAGCUACUAACUGUUCAUUCUCGAUGACUUCAACGCCAGAGUUAUAAUAACAAUAAUAAUGAUCGUUUAUUCAACCUUUUUACAGCAUACUGACUGAAUUACAAGACGGGUCAUUAAUUACAUACAAAUACCUCGGAAUUAUGACACGUAAAUAUAACUGUUAAUGUUAAGACAUAUCACAUUUCGCUGUUUUAAACGUGAUUCUGGUAUUUGAUGGUGCAAAAAUUUCCAAAUCUGUUAGUUCUUGAGGAGGCAGACACGGAAACAGAUUCUCCUGUUCUAAGGGCAUACGGUCUUGUGUGCGCAACUCGCGGCACUAAGCUUCGUAGCAGGUCGGAAGAAGAGUAACUUCGCUUGAGAAAUGUUAUGCACGCAUCCCCCCUCCUCUGGCGCAGCAAAAUUAAGCCUGAUUUCUUAAGCGCGUCCUCGUAGCACAGAGAAGGAAAAAUAAUUUUUAGCGCCCUCUUUUGUAUUGAUUCAAUUUGAUCACCUUAGGAUAGCGUGAGGCCAGCCCAAGCGGCACUCGCAUACUCUAAAACAGACCUGAUGAUACUACAAUAGACAAGAAUAAGCUGCCUAUCAGCUAGUCCGCAUUUCUUAAGGGCGCGUAUUGCAUAUAACCGCUUACUCCCCUUCUUUACGAUAUGAGUGACAUGCUCGUUCCAUGUUAAGUUAUCGGAAAAGUGAACCCCUAACAGCUUGGCAUUGGGAAGAUGAGCGAAAACAGCCAAGGCCUUCUAGAGCUAUGCCUUCAUCACAGACUCUGUUUCAGGAAUGCGUUCUUCAAUAACAAGCCCCAACACAGUCUCCUGGAGAAACCCAAGAUCUAAGCACCGGCACCAGUUUGACCUGCUUCUCACCAGACACCAGCUAUCGGAGUGCUGAAUGCGAUACGAAUCCGUCCUUGGUGUGUAGCAGAGCAAAAUUGCCAUCAAAGUAACUGUAUCACACAAAAAAGUAGAGGAGGCCUCGCUUUGACAUGAGCAAAUCCCGUGAACAAGGUAAAGUCGAAGAAUUUGCAUGUGCGCUUGAGGAAUCUUUUCCAGGUGCGCACAAUGGUAACGCAUGUGAUUGAUGGGAAAACUUCAACAAUGCUACCUUCUCCAUUUUCAGUAGGAAGACCAAUAAGACUGCUGACUGGUUUGACUCCCACACCGAGGAGAUGACACUAGCCAGUGAGGGAAAAAAGGAGAGCCCUGGCAGCAUACAAAGCCUGUCCCACUAAACAAAACCUGCAGGCCGUCCGAGCCGCUCGCAGCAAACACCGCACGAAAAAUUUGAUUUGAACCAAAUUUACUCUUUACAAGUUUGGUGCAAAAAAAGUGCACACAACGGUUAAAUCAAGGGCAAAGAUAGUAAAUGCUGCAUUUGCCCUCGAAUUUACAACCCCAUGUAAACUGCCAUGCAAAUGCGUUAUUUAACUUCUUUGCCUUUCAUUUCCCACUAGUUUUCACUUUUUUGCACCACAUUUGCCCCGGGGUAAAUUUUUGUAGAUCCAAUUUUUCCUGCAGUGAAAGUUCAGCAGACCGCCAGGAGGUGUGCAAACGACUACUGGCUUAAACUUUGCCAUCAGAAACGGUCAGCAGCUGAUACAGGCAACAUCAAGGAGAUGUAUGAUCGGUAUUAAGCAGGCCUUGGAUCCAACAAAGAAGACAGAUGCCCCUCUGAAGUCCGCCACAGGGGAGCUCAUCCCAGAUCAGGCGAAGCAGAUGGAACGCUAGGUGCAGCAAUACUCAGAGUUAUACUCCAGAGAGGUUGUGGUAACAGAAGAAGUACUGCACGCCAUCAAGUGCCUUCCUGUGUUGCGGGAGCUUGACAGUGAUCCAGCCCUUGAAGAAUUAAACAAGGAUCUUGACUUCCUUGAUUCUGGCAAAGCACCUGGAAAUGAAAGCAUCCCUGCCGAAGUCCUGAAGUGCUGCAAAGAAAACAUAAUUAAUCUGUGAGCUACAUACUGAAUGCUUUGUCCCUGAAUUACCACAAGACACGAGGGAUGCAAACAUCGUCACCCUAUAGAAAGACAGCACAUCUGCAUCUCUCUCCUUAGCGGAAGCUUUUCCCCCAAAUGCAUUGAAGAGGCUCCAGGUUUUGGUGGAGAGAUUCUACACAGAAUCGCAAUGUGGCUUCCAAGCCAACAGGUCAACCAUUGAUGUGGUGUUCUCCAUCCGACAGCUGCAGGAGAACGGCAGGGAACAACGGUAACCACUCUUCGUAGCAUUCAUAGACCUCACGAAGGCUUUUUACCUGGUAAGCAGAGACGGCCUAUUUAAAAUUCUGCCCAAGAUCGGAUGUCCACCCAGGCUCCUCAGCACCAUUAGAUCUUUCUGCAAGGACUUGAAGGGCACUGUGCUCUUUGACGGUUCAAAAUCACACCAAUAUUCGAAGUACAUGAAGUGAAGAAGGAAUGCGUCCUCACCACGACCUUAUUUGGGAUUUUCUUCGCUUUCCUACUGAAACAAGCCUUUGGAGAUGCAACAGAGGGAAUCUACCUCCAGACCAGGUCAGACUGAAAGUUCUGCAACCUUUCCAGAGUAAUAGCAAAGUCUAAAGUCAAAAUGAAAUAUCUGCGGGAUCUCCUAUUUGCCGACGAUGCAGCCAUCACCGCCCACUCAGCCGAAGACCUUCAGAAAGUCAUGAGCCGUUUCAGGAACGCAUAUCAAGAUUUUGAGCUGAAAAUCAGCCUGAAGAAAGCGUAGGUCAUGGCUCAGGUUGUGGACUCACCUCCAAACAUUACAAUCUUGGAGCAUAAACUGGAGUUUUUACAUGACUUCGUUUACCGGUACUUUGGCUCGACAAUCUCUGAUACUCUAACUCUGGAAUCCGAACUAAACAGGCGCAUCGGCAAGGCUGCUACUACCAUUUCCAGCCUGACCAAGAGAGUAUGGUCCAACAAGAAGCUGACACAAAAUACCAAAAUCCAGGUGUACAGAGCCUAUGUUUUGAGCGCCCUGCUGUACGGCAGCGAGUCCUUGACCACAUCUGCUCACUGUGCGGGAAUGACUGUCAUUUCCGAAUUGGUCUUUUCAGCCACACAAGGCGCUGUUCGAGAACAACCAAUCAGAGCGCGACAUAACAGACUUUCGAGAUUGUAGGAUGCCAAUGAAAUGAAAAGAAAUUGACAAUUUUAUUGAAGCGCGAAUGUUUAAAACUAAGAACACUGAGAAAACCAAAUGCAAACAAAACACCAUACUCUAGAAAAAUAGAAUUCUGCACGGCUAAACAGGUGUCUGGUUGUUUAAGUGUUAAAUAGUCGUCAAAGGCUAAUUUUCGUCGAUGCUGAACAAGUCUCUGGACACAAACAGUCGUUUCUUACGAAUGGCGCCGCAAUUAGCACCCUAGCAUGUUUCGUUCUCAGUGGUUAAUGAAGAUAUACGCUGUACAACACUACAUAAAAAUCUUAUAAAAACUACACACAAAACUUCUGUUAAAUAUUCAUAAAAAUAAAACGUCCACAUCAAUAUUAUAUAGAUAUAAUGGUUAAUUAGUAGUAUCUCCUUUUUUUGAUUUCUGACUCAUGAUUUUUUAUAAUUUAUAAUUUGCUUAUAUAUUUAUUUUGAAAACUACAUGAAACAUUUAAUCUUUAGCGCAGUAAAAUGUUUAUUUGCAGGUGGUCGUUUGGAGUUCUCCUUUGGGAGCUUUGCACAAUGGGUAAGAUUAUGACGGAAUUUUUUUUGUAAACAAAACGUCUCAUGAAAGUCUGCUAGGAGGAUUCGGGUCUUGACACUUUGAGAAUCUGUUUUGUGAGUUUUCUUCCCUUGACGUGUCUUGUCUAGGUAUUCACAUGAGGCCACAAUUGCCUCUUUUGAUACUAAGAGUGGAUUUUGAGCUAAGGCUUUAAGAAGCCAGAGUAAAAUAUCGUAUUGUACUGACUUGUUAUUAAGGAGUGUAACUUUACCAAACAGAAUAUAGCUUUGUGUCUAGUCAGAAGCAUACUUCUGGAAUAAUGUAAGUACAUUUACAAAACUAAAUCACUUUAUACUUACAAUUCUUUAACAAUUCAGGCGGAAACCCCUAUCCCGGAAUAAACGACAAAGAUCUGUACGGGCUAAUCAAGGCAGGAUAUCGAAUGGAUAAGCCAGAUACUUGUACUGACGAACUGUAAGUAAGAGUUUAAAUGGUAAAUACGAUCAGUGAUUGCGGUUAUAGUUUAGCCAAUGUAAGCGGCGAAAACGUAACUUGAGCCUUCAGAGAAGCAUGAAAAGAUAUGGGACUCUUUGAGAAAUUUAAGUUUUGUAUAGAAUGCGCACGGGUUACGUGUUUUUAUUAUUUGCUAAUAGGAUAUUUACGGAACAAGAAACAACGAAUAUCAUUGAAGACAACACCAUCACCAUCAACAACAAAAACAACAUGUUUAUUUACCUCAUACAAUGUACUUUUUCUUUUCCUUUUCUCUUUUCUUUGCCCUUUACAAUUCCACCCAGAAUAUGGAUGAAUUCUUAAGAAUGAAGCUGGAUGUAUCGAAGGCUUUACAAAGUAACUAUCACAUCUCCCAUAAUGCAACUUGUUUUUUCCAAAAAAACUUUGCAAAGCCAUUUUUUAAAUUUGUCAUAAAAAGGGGAAGGGAAGAUGAAUGUAUUAGCUAUAAAGGAACAAGUUUUGUAUUAUAUUAAUGCUGAUAAAUAAGAUGAAAACGUAUUUGAGAUGGGAAGCGUAUCAUACUGUACGCAUGCACUCAUCAUCACUCAUUCCAAUAAAAAAAAAUAUAAAGUAAAGGUUCCAAGAAGGAGUCUAUCCAAUUUGACCCUCUUGGCAGGUACCACACGGUUCCUUAUAAUAAUUGUCUUAGAUUUCAGCUGGUGUUGGACUGUUGGAAGGAAGAUCCUCGUAAACGGCCAACCUUUGAUCAGGCCACAAAGAUACUGGAGAAGAUGAUGAUGGUGGGAAAUACAUAUCUAAAUCUUGAUUUGGUAGAUGAGUCAAAGGCGUAUUACAAGGAGCACGUUGGUGAAGAGAAAACCACUGAUGCAGACACAGAGGAUAGGGUCGUUGAAAAUGCAACUCCGUCUCAACCGCUCUUAUCAGAAAACUAAAACUUGUUCUGAAAAAGGCCAUAAAACUAGACGUAAAUAAAUUAAGCUUAGUAGAUAUCACGCACAGCUUUUUAAUAAGCCAUUUAAGGCAUUCAAGAAAGAAACUAAUGUUUACGCUAAGUUUGGAACUUUCAGAUGGAGGCAGCGUGGACGGGUAGUCGGAAGAGGGUCUGAAGGGGUUUAAGUUAAGCCGUGAAACACUAAGCAUUUGACACUGAACUAUAUCCUGUAUCCUGUAUCCUGUAUAUCCUGUCAUAUUGUUCAUUCGCUCUUUUGCUACAAUUAGCGAGAAAAUUUUCUACUGUUUUAAAUCACUUACGGUUUCUAAAAGGUGAUCCAUUCCUAAAAUGCUGGCAAUAUACCAAAAGGUAAGAAAUAAACGUAGAGAUAUUAAAGAAAUGUGGCGCGUCUAAUCGUCGACCACCGAAAAAACUAAAAUGUUACUCUCAGUCAUCGUAAAAGAAAUAUUUCUCACCAUUAGCCGUCGAUACCAAACCACCUUAUCUUCCCCACCCCUCUGAACACCCGCUGGAGUUGUUCAACAGCAGUUCCAAUAGGAGUAAGUAGCAUCCCCCACCACGCUUGCAAAUAUAGUAGACAACUGGCCUGCCUUCUUCACCACCGCGGUCAAACGUCUAAAUCGUUAUUUUUGUUUUUUAUUGCUGGGAUUUCAUUUACCAGUUAGAGAAAAAUGGGCAAAGAUGUAUAAAUCAGUUAGUCAACAUAACUAUCUUUCCAUUUUUCUCAAAAUUUUGAGCUUUUUUCGCUGAAAACGCUUCGCGCUAAUAGAGAAUCAUGUUUGAAAAUGGCGCCGAUAAUAACGUCAGCAUCGGUUUUCAAUCACUUAGAACUUUUUUAGUAAACUUUUAAAAAGUUUAGUAAACUAACAGGAUGUUGGUAAUACCCUAAACUUUCGAUAGUGAAAGUAGCAACCUUAACUUUGAAGUAUUUGGCUUAACUUUUGCAAAUUUCACUCGUUUGACAGCUGUGAAGCCUUCUGCCAGUUGGGAUUUAAACCUUGCUUUUAAUUAAUGAUUUUAAAUGCGGCAUAACAGCACUUAAUUGCUUGCUCCAACAUAGUAUUUGAGUUAUUAGUACGUGUUCCAAAUACAAAGGUAUGGGUUCUACUUUCGAUAUUUGGUGUGGGCACAAGAUACGUAGAAAAAGUUAGGAGAAUGGCCAUCUUCUUGGCUAUGGAAUUAUACAAGGAUUAAGCCCAUUCAUUUAAUGUUAAUAUACUUUCUGUAGCUAAUAUCAAGUGACAAUCCUUAAUCUGUUGUGUUCUAUGUUAAGAACGUGCUACAGACUGCUCAUAGCUUGCAUAUCCGCUGAGCGUACGAGAAAAAAAAAAUUAAAAAAUAACUAAAGGUUCUCAUGAUGUUAAAGGCUGGAUAGCGGAUAUCACUCAAAACAUCCAAGGCAUCAUUUGCUCGACUCUCCAAC